GCCGGCCCAGGCCACUUCCUCUCUUUGUUGUCCCUGUGCUUUCUUUUCCUUCUGAGACUUAACUUGAAGACAACGUCACCGGCAUUGGCAGUUUCUGGAGUCACUUGAAGAGGCUGAGUCUGCCCCACUGCCGGCAUGAUCCUGACACUGCUGCUCUGCCUCGGGGGGUCCCUUGGCUGGGGGCUGCCGAGGGCCUAUGCCCAGGCCCCUGGUACCAGUUUCUCUGAUUCUCACAGCCCCAGGCCGCCUGGGGUCUGGAGGGUGGAGGCUGAGGACACCAGCAGGGACCCCAUCGGACGUAACUGGUGCCCCUACCAGAAGUCCAGGCUGGUCACCUUCAUAGCUGCUUGCAAAACUGAGAAAUUCCUCAUCAACUCACAGCAGCCAUGUCCACAGGGGUCUCCGGACUGCCAGAAAGUCAAAGUCAUGUACCGCAUGGCCCACAAGCCUGUGUACCAGGUCAAGCAGAAGGUGCUGGCCUCUGUGGCCUGGAGGUGCUGCCCAGGCUUCUCGGGCCCCGACUGUCAGCACCACGAUCCCACGGUGAUCUCUGAGCCUGCAGAUCCAGGUGAUGGCCUCCAGGAGCCUUGGGACAGGCCAGACGGCUUUGAACCUGGCCCCCCAGCAGCAGAGAUCAGCAACAUCGUGGUGGAGCAGGAACACGUGCUAGGAGAGCUCCAGAAUGACAUUCACCAGGUGGCAGACAGCCUCCCAGGCCUGUGGAAGGCUCUGGAAAGCAACCUCACAGCAGCAACAACUGAGGCCAAUCAAACGGAGCAUGAGUUUCCUGGCAGAUCCUUGGAGCAGGUACUGCCGCCUCACAUAGACGCCUUCCUGCAAGUGCAUUUCAGCCCCAUCUGGAGGACCUUCAACCACAGCCUGCACAGCCUCUCCCAGGCCAUAAGAAACCUAUCUCUUGAUGUGGAAGCCAACCGCCAGGCCAUCAAGAGGGUCCAGGAGAGCACUGUGGCCAAGGCUGACUUCCAAGAGCUUGGUGCUAAAUUUGAGACCAAGGUCCAGGAGAACGCCCAGAGAGUGGGCCAGCUGCGGCAGGACGUGGAGGGCCGCCUGCAUUCACAGCACCUCUCCCUGCACCACUCCCUUUCUGCGGUCCAGGCCCAUGUGGACGCCGAGUUGAAGAGGCUCCUUAAGGCCCAGGAGCCCCUGGGGGCCAAUGUCAGCCUGGUCGUGGCAGCGGCAGGGGCAGGGGCAAGGCCGGAGCCCGAGAGCCUGCAGGCCAGGCUGGGCCAGCUGCAGAGGAACCUCUCGGCGCUGCACGUGGCCGCUGGCCGCAGGGAACAGGAGUUACAGAGCACCCUCGCGGACAUGCGGGCGACCCUGGCCCAGCACGAGAAUGAGAUCAAGGAGCUGUAUGCGGAAUCCGACGACAGCUUCGAUCAGAUCAGCAAGCUGGAGCGGCAGGCGGAGGAGCUGCAGGUGAACCACACCGCGCUGCGCGAGCUGCGCGUGAUCCUGAUGGAGAAGUCGCUGAUCAUGGAGGAGAACAAGGAGGAGAUGGAGCGGCAGCUCCUGGAGCUCAACCUCACCCUCCAGCACCUGCAGGGCGGCCACGCCGACCUCAUUAAGUAUGUCAAGGACUGCAACUGCCAGAAGCUCUCUUUUGACCUGGACGUCAUCCGGGAGGGCCAGAGGGACACCACGCGGGCCCUGGAGGAGACGCAGGUGAGCCUGGACGAGCGGCGGCAGCGGGACGGCUCCUCCCUGGAGGCCCUGAGCAGCGCCGUGGCCGCCCUGUCGCGGGCGGUGGACGCGCAGCAGACGGAGGCCGAGCGCGCGCGGUGGGACGCGCUGGCCGCCCGGGUGGCGGCCCUGGAGCAGGCGGCGCAGCGCCUGGAGCCCAGCCAGGACGCGCGGCGAGAGGAGGCCGGCGGGACCGACGUGGACGGGCUGGCGCGGGAGCUGCAGCGCCUGGACUCCGCCGUCCAGCGACUGGGGCGCUGCUGCGAGGCCUCGUGGGCCGCCUCCCUCAACGGCUCCCUCGAGGGCCUCCAUGGCGCGCUCUCCGCCACCGAGCGUGGCUUGGAGCAGCACCAGCGGCUCUUCCACAGCCUCUUCGGGAACUUCCAGGGGCUUGUGGCGGCCAACAUCAGCCUGGACCUGGGGAAGCUUCAGGCCAUGCUGAGCAGGAAAGGGAAGAAAAAGCAGAAAGAUCUGGAAGAUCCCCGGAGGAGGGACAAGAAGCAAGCGGAUGCGCAUAUCAAAGGGCCAGUGCUGUGGGAAGCAGGUUCUCCUGUGGCCUUCUAUGCCAGCUUUUCAGAAGGGAUGGCUGCCCUACAGACAGUGAAGUUCAACACUACUUACAUCAACGUUGGCAGCAGCUACUUCCCUGAACACGGCUACUUCCGAGCCCCUGAGCGUGGGGUCUACCUAUUUGCAGUAAGCAUUGAAUUUGGCCCAGGGCCAGGCGCCGGGCAGCUGGUGUUUGGAGGUCACCAUCGGACCCCUGUCGGUACCACUGAGGAGCAGAGGGGUGGAAGCACGGCAACGACCUUUGCCAUGGCUGAGCUGCAGAAGGGUGAGAGAGUCUGGUUUGAGUUAACCCAGGGAUCAGUAAUAAGGAGCAGCCCGGGCACUGCCUUCGGGGGCUUCCUGAUGUUCAAGACGUGAACACCGGGCACAGCUCUGACCAGACAUCGUGGACUCGCCCAGCUCUCCUUGGCCUAGGGCUCUGGAGACCAUCCAGGGUCGGUCUGGAGC
This is a messenger RNA of Ceratotherium simum simum (southern white rhinoceros), 2718 nucleotides long. The record is from RefSeq and is a predicted model, not a curated record. NCBI's taxonomy places the organism in Eukaryota, Metazoa, Chordata, Mammalia, Perissodactyla, Rhinocerotidae.